UACAAUUUACCUAAUACCCGCUCGAUUUACAAAAAUAUACGUAAAGGAAAGGCACUUAAGAUUGUACAGACUCUAAGAUUGCGCAGUGGCAUUUUCUUGUAGUUGGCAGCACUGCUGACUGGCGACAUUCUGUCGAGAGAUGAAGCUCGUGGGUUACCCUUUAACUGUGUGAAGAAUUUUCCUGAACGUGGUUUAAUAAAGAUUUAUCAGACGUCUGUUCAAGCGCAAUACGGGUUCAACAUAUUCCAGGAAAUCGGACCGGAAACUGAUAUUUACUCAGGAAAUCCUAGACGAAGCUAGAAACAGAAUUGAAAACGGUGAAAGCCAAAGAAAAGCAGCUGCUUCAUUGGGAACGAAAGAAUCCACUCUGAGAAAUAGAUUGAAAUUUGGAACUGUACCAAUUUCCCUGGGACGUCAUAAGCCUGUGUUUACUCCUGAGGAGGAACGGAAACUGGCAGACUAUUUGAGAGAGCUAGACAAGAGACUGUAUGGCAUUGCCAGGAAAGAGCUCAUCAGUUCAGCGUACGAGUGUGCCGAAAAGAACAGAAUUGAACACAGGUUCAACAGGACUGCGUGAUUAGCGGGUAAGAACUGGGUAUUGACCUUUUGCAAGGGGCAAAAUCUAACGUCACGCACUCCAGAGAAGUGUAGUCUAGGGAGAGCAAUUUCACUCAACAAAAUCCAAUAUGAGCGAUUUCAUAAUAAUUUGGUAAGUGUGUGUGCUAAGAAAAAGCUUCCAGCUCAUCGUAAAUUCAAUGUGGACGAGUCUGGUAUCUCGGCAGUACCCAAUCAUGUCCCAAAGGUAAUAUCCCAAAAGGGAAAGAAAAUCGUGUGCAAAGAGACAUCAGGCGAGAGAGGGCAGAAGUAACUGCAGUGUGCUGCAUAUUUGUUCCUCCAGCUAUGAUCUUCGCAAGAAAGCGGAUGAAACCAGAGCUGUUCACAGAUGCCCCAGAAGGAACAUUGCCAGUGAUUUCUGACACUCGUUUUAUCAAUACUGAACUGUUCGUAGAGUGGCUAAAGCAUUUCAGCAGCUUCGUGAAGCCAAUGAAAGAGGAUCCAGUUCUCCUGAUACUGGACAAUCAUAUAACUCUUCUGUCUUUACCACCGCAUGCAAGCCACAGGCUUCAGCCUUUAGGUGUUUGCUUUCUCGGGCAUCUGGAGGAAGCCUACUCCGAAGAGGCUGACAGGUGGCUAGUGAACCAUCCUGGCACAGCAAUUGCUCAGACCAACGUUGCCGGUAUCUUCAGAUCAGCCUACGAGAGAGUGGAAAACAUGAAAAUAGCAGUACGUGCAUUAGAGACAACGGGAAUUCAUCCGGUUAACAGGAAUGUCUUCUCAGAUGAAGAAUUUGCACCCUCAGAAGUGACAUUCUGCCCCAGUGUGCAGGAGACUCAAGCCACUGCAGAAGACUCUCACGUUUUAGUGAACAAUGAAAAUGGUGAUGAAGUAUCCUUAACAGUUCAACCUGCGAUAGUUGAGGAGCCACAAGUGUCAUCUGCUAUGAUCUCACCAUUACCGAAGGCAGUGCAGACGAAGAAGCUGAAGAGGACUGCUAGAAGUCUGAGGUUUUAUCUUCCUCUCCAUACAAGAACGCUCAUCUAGCAACGAGGAGAGAGCCAAGCACUAACAAACGAGGCAGCAAAACUCUUCGUUACGACGGCCCUUCAGUAGCGUCAACUUGUUCUGCAGCUGCAGAAGAAGAGAAAAUUAACUGUCCUGAUUGUGACGAAGCCUAUGAAGAGCCCAUUACUGAGGACUGGGUGCAAUGCAGUGCGUAUAAACAGUAGUGGCAUGAAGACUGUUCAAGCUACGAAGGCUUCGGACCCUUCAAAUGCGACGUAUGUUAACGCGCAUUCAUAAAGGACAUGUUGCGCAGUUAGAGGACAGUGCCUGUAAGACUGCGCAUUUGCCAUUCGUCAAAAAAUGUUCUUUUAAAGACAAACUAUUUAAUUUUUGUAACUCUUUUGAUGUGUUUUGUAUUCUUGAGAGUCGGGAGUUUUGUUUAAUAAAUGCAGUUUU
Messenger RNA from Cryptotermes secundus, 2019 nucleotides. RefSeq lists its product as uncharacterized. The record is from RefSeq and is a predicted model, not a curated record. Bases 901 to 1602 code for a protein of 233 amino acids. The transcript has 3 exons. NCBI's taxonomy places the organism in Eukaryota, Metazoa, Arthropoda, Insecta, Blattodea, Kalotermitidae.